UAUUGAACAAUGUCACUUCCACAAACAAAGAGACUCCGAAGAGACGGAAGUGGUAAGAGACAGACAGACAGAGAAUAUUGGGGGAGAAAUGGAAAAGGAACAUGGAGAAAUUACGAAGAUCUAACAAGGAAGAAAUAAAGAGAAAAUCAUCCAGAUAAAUAUAUCAACAAAAUGCCGGAAAAUUUUCUGUUAUUGCAAUGCAGAUCAACCAGGAUCACCAAAAUUGGGCAUGAGUGAUCCAGGGGAGGUCCACGACGAAGGGAGCACUGAUUAUCUGUGAAAAAUAAGAAGAAUAUAGACAUUUCCUUCGAAAUUAAGGGUUUCAUUGAAGUUUCACAAUGCGUACUGCAGUGAAUAUAAUAGUAGGCUCUCAUGUUUGGGCUGAAGAUCCAGCACAAGCAUGGAUUGAUGGGCAGGUUGUCAAGAUUAAAGGGAAAGAUGUGGAGAUUCAGACUAGUGAAGGGAAAACGAUUGUUGCUAAUCUAUCAAAAAUAUAUCCGAUGGAUUUGGAAGCUCCUGCUGGUGGAGUUGAUGAUAUGACGAAGCUAUCUUAUCUACAUGAGCCAGGAGUCUUGCAGAACCUAAGAACCAGAUAUGAACUUAAUGAAAUUUAUACCUACACUGGAAACAUUCUAAUUGCAAUCAACCCAUUCCAGAAGCUACCUCAUUUGUAUGAUGCUCAUAUGAUGCAACAAUACAAGGGAGCACCAUUUGGAGAAUUGAGUCCCCAUGUAUUUGCAAUUGCAGAUACCUCUUACAGGGCCAUGGUCCAUGAAGGAAAGAGCAAUUCCAUUCUGGUGAGUGGUGAAAGUGGAGCAGGUAAAACAGAGACAACCAAAAUGCUUAUGCGGUUCCUUGCGUAUUUGGGUGGGAGGAAAGCUACUGAAGGUCGCACCGUUGAACAGCAAGUCCUUGAAUCAAAUCCUGUUCUUGAAGCAUUUGGGAAUGCCAAAACUGUUAGAAAUAACAAUUCAAGUCGUUUUGGUAAGUUUGUUGAGAUCCAGUUUGAUAAGCAUGGGAGAAUAUCUGGAGCAGCUAUAAGGACUUACCUUUUGGAAAGAUCUCGUGUUUGCCAAGUCAAUGAUCCCGAGAGAAACUAUCACUGUUUUUACCUUCUUUGUGCUGCACCACCAGAGGAAGUUGAGAAGUAUAAGUUGGGAAGCCCACAGUCUUUUCACUAUCUUAACCAAUCAAAAUGCUUUGAGCUAGUCGGUGUGAAUGAUGGACUUGAGUAUCUUGCCACAAGAAGAGCCAUGGAUAUUGUUGGAAUAAGUAAACAGGAGCAGGAAGCAAUUUUCAGAGUUACUGCUGCUAUUCUUCAUUUAGGCAAUAUUGCCUUUGCUAAAGGGAAAGAGGUUGAUUCUUCGGUGCUAAAAGAUGACAAAGCUAAAUUUCAUCUUAAGAUGACAGCAGAACUUCUAAAGUGUGAUCCUGUUGGCUUGCAAGAUGCAUUGUGCAAACGUGUGAUGAUUACUCCUGAAGAAGUUAUCAAAAGAAGUCUUGAUCCAUUAAGUGCUGCAUUCAGCAGAGAUGGUUUGGCUAAAACAAUAUAUUCAAGAUUAUUUGAUUGGUUGGUGGAUAAAAUUAAUAAAUCAAUUGGACAAGAUCCUAACUCAAAAUGUCUGAUUGGCGUUCUGGACAUCUAUGGUUUUGAGAGCUUUAAGAACAACAGCUUUGAGCAGUUUUGCAUCAACUUUACAAAUGAGAAGCUGCAGCAACAUUUCAACCAGCAUGUCUUUAAAAUGGAGCAAGAAGAAUACAAAAAAGAGGCUAUCAACUGGAGCUACAUUGAAUUUGUUGAUAACCAAGAUGUUCUAGAUCUCAUUGAAAAGAAACCUGGUGGUAUCAUUGCUCUUCUUGAUGAAGCUUGUAUGUUCCCAAAGUCAACACAUGAGACAUUCGCAAAUAAGCUUUAUCAGACUUUCAAAAACCACAAACGAUUUAUCAAGCCCAAGUUGUCACGCACAGAUUUCACAGUUGCUCAUUAUGCUGGAGAGGUGCAAUAUCAAUCUGAUCAAUUUCUUGACAAAAAUAAAGAUUACGUGGUCCCCGAACACCAAGAUUUGUUGGGUGCUUCCAAGUGUCCUUUUGUAGCCGGCCUUUUCCCUGCUUUAGAAGAGUCUUCCAAAUCUUCUAAAUUUUCUUCAAUAUGUUCCCGUUUCAAGCUUCAAUUGCAACAACUGAUGGAGACACUUAAUGCUACAGAGCCUCACUAUGUUAGAUGCGUGAAACCAAAUAAUAAACUAAAACCUUCCAUAUUUGAGAACCUUAACAUCUUGCAACAAUUGCGAUGUGGUGGUGUUUUAGAGGCAAUCAGAAUCAGUUGUGCUGGUUAUCCCACCCGGCGUGCUUUCUUUGAGUUUAUAAACAGAUUUGGACUUCUUGCCCCAGAAGCCUUGGCUGGAUUGGCGGGAAGUAGCUUUGAUGAAAAGAUGGUAUGUCAAAAGAUCUUGGAAAAGAUGGGGCUGAGUGGGUUUCAGAUUGGGAAAACAAAGGUGUUCCUGAGGGCUGGACAGAUGGCAGAACUAGAUGCAAGGAGAGCUGAGGUCCUUGGCAGUGCAGCAGCAAUUAUUCAAAGGCGGAUACGAACUCAUAUUGCUCAUCGCCAGAUCAACGCAUUGCGAAAUUCUUCAAUCUUUUUACAAGCUUUCUGUAGACGUAGUCUGGCUUGCAGAAAGUUUGAUCAACUGAAGAGAAUUGCAGCUGCUAUAAAAAUUGAAAAACACGUGCGUAAAUGGCGUGCUUGGGUGGCUUAUACUAGGCUCCGUGUGUCAGUGCUUGCAGUUCAGACAUGUGUACGCGCAGUAGAGGCGCGUAAAAGAUUCCGAUUCCGCAAGGAAACUAAUGCUGCUAUCAAAAUUCAGACUCGGUGGCGUUGUCAUAAACAUUCUGCAUACUAUAAAAGGCUAAAGAAAGGAUCUUUAGUUACUCAAUGUAGAUGGAGGGGAAGGAUUGCUAGGAGAGAGCUACGAAAACUUAAAAUGGCUGCACAAGAAACAGGUGCACUUAAAGAAGCAAAAGAUAAGCUUGAGAAACAGUUGGAGGAACUAACAUGGCGUUUACAGCUUGAGAAACGUUUAAGGACUGAUUUGGAAGAAGCAAAAGCACAAGAGGCACUGAAAUUUCAGAAUUCUCUAGAAGCUAUGCAAAAGAAACUUGAUGAAGCAAAUGCAUUGGCUGUAAAGGAAAGAGAGGCAGCUAAAAAAGCUAUUGAUGAAGCGCCUGCGGUUGUUGAAGAAAAAGAGAUUGUUAUUGAAGAUACUAAGAAAAUUGAAUCCUUGACUGCUGAGGUGGAUGAGUUGAAGGCAAAGUGGGAGUCAGAAAAGAAACGUGCUGAUGAGCUGGAAGAAUGUAGUGAAGGAAGACGUAAGAAGUUGGAAGAAACAGAAAAGAAAGUCGUUCAGUUACAGGAAACUAUGAGCAGAUUGGAAGAGAAACUAAACAACUUGGAAUCAGAGAAUAAAGUCUUCCGCCAACAAGCUGUGUCCAUGGCACCUAAUAAGUUUCUCUCAGGGCGUUCCAGAUCUAUUAUGCAGAGGAACGACAGUGGUACUUUUAUUGGAGAAUCAAGGUCAUCAUCUCAGGAUCCGCAUAGCCCUUCAAUGCACCAAAGAGAUCUAGCAGAAAUAGACGACACACCACAAAAAUCACUGAAUGAAAAACAAAUGGAGAAUCAAGAACUACUUAUCCGAUGCAUUGCACAACAUCUAGGGUUUGCAGGGAAUCGACCAAUCGCAGCCUGCAUCAUUUACAAAUGCCUUCUUCAAUGGAGAUCUUUUGAAGUGGAACGCACUACUGUUUUUGACCGAAUUAUCCAGACCAUAGGCAAUGCCAUAGAGAAAAAACAGGAUAAUAACGAUAUAUUGGCAUACUGGUUAUCGAAUGCCUCUACUCUUUUGCUUCUUCUUCAGCGAACAUUGAAACCGAGUGGGUCAGCAUCUGGAAUGGCUCCACAACGUCGUCGAUCAUCAGCUGCUCUUUUUGGGAGGAUGACUUCUGUAAUGAGUUUCCGUGGGACCCCUCAAGGAAUCGAACUUCCUUCCUUUGUGAAUGGAGAUCUGAGUAGUGGAGUUGAAGGUGGUUAUACCAAAGUGGAAGCCAAGUAUCCAGCUUUGCUUUUUAAGCAGCAGUUAACAGCUUAUGUUGAAAAGAUUUAUGGAACAAUUCGAGAUAAUUUGAAAAAGGAAAUAUCUCCGUUACUCGGGAUGUGUAUUCAGGCACCGAGAAUUUCGAGAGCCAGCCUGGCAAAGGGAUCAUCGCGUUCGGUUUCCAGUUCAGCUCAACAGACACUGAUUGCUCAUUGGCAAGGAAUCGUCAAGAGUCUUGGAAGUUUCUUGAAUGUUCUAAAAACAAAUCAUGUUCCACCGGUUUUGGUGCGUAAAGUUUUCUCACAAAUAUUUUCGUUUGUGAAUGUUCAGCUAUUUAACAGUCUACUUUUGAGACGUGAGUGCUGUUCGUUUAGCAAUGGUGAGUAUGUGAAAGCGGGAUUGGCUGAACUAGACCACUGGUGUUUUAACGCAACUGAUGAGUAUUCAGGUUCUGCUUGGGAUGAACUGAAGCAUAUACGGCAAGCUAUAGCAUUUCUGGUUAUACAUCAAAAGCCAAAGAAAACACUGGAUGAAAUAAGUCAUGACCUCUGCCCAGUUCUUAGUGUACAGCAGCUGUACCGGAUCAGUACAAUGUACUGGGAUGACAAGUAUGGGACACAAAGCGUCUCCCCAGAUGUUAUAUCCAACAUGAGAUCAUUGAUGACUGAAGAAAACACUGUUGUAAGCAAUUCUUUCCUAUUGGAUGACGAUUCCAGCAUCCCAUUUUCGGUUGAUGAUAUAUCGAGAUCAAUGGAUAAUAUAGAGAUAUCGGACAUUGAGCCUCCACCUCUAAUUCGCGAGAACUCAGGAUUUAGCUUUCUGUUGCCACGUAUCGAGAGCCACUGACCCAAGAUGUUUUCCGGUCAGGAUAAUCAACCCGUGAGAAG
Lactuca saligna is the source of this 4975-nucleotide messenger RNA. The record is from the annotation of a GenBank genome assembly. Lineage: Eukaryota; Viridiplantae; Streptophyta; Magnoliopsida; Asterales; Asteraceae.